Nanorana parkeri is the source of this 670-nucleotide messenger RNA. It is a transcript of the gene POLR2F, whose product is annotated as RNA polymerase II subunit F. Lineage: Eukaryota; Metazoa; Chordata; Amphibia; Anura; Dicroglossidae. Gene Ontology annotation, cellular component: RNA polymerase III complex; RNA polymerase I complex; nucleus. The record is from RefSeq and is a predicted model, not a curated record. The transcript has 5 exons. The coding region runs from base 90 to 473 and encodes 127 amino acids. Gene Ontology annotation, molecular function: DNA binding; DNA-directed RNA polymerase activity. Gene Ontology annotation, biological process: DNA-templated transcription.
UCCUUUUCCGGCCUUAGUGUGCAUGGUCUUUCCGGUUCACAAGUUGUGUGAGAUCCGAGAGGGAGAGAAUCGGAGUGAACAGAGGCGGCAUGUCUGAUAACGAGGACAAUUUUGAUGGUGACGAUUUUGAUGAUGUUGAAGAAGAUGAAGGACUUGAUGACUUGGACAAUGCUGAAGAGGAAGACCAGGAGCAUGUUGCAAUCUUACCAGCUGGUGAAGGCCAACAAGCAAACCAGAAACGGAUCACAACCAAUUAUAUGACAAAAUAUGAGAGGGCACGUGUUUUGGGUACCAGAGCGCUACAAAUAGCAAUGUGUGCACCUGUUAUGGUAGAGCUGGAAGGAGAAACUGACCCCCUGCUUAUUGCUAUGAAGGAACUAAAAGCGAGGAAGAUCCCUAUAAUCAUUAGGCGGUAUCUUCCUGAUGGCAGUUAUGAAGAUUGGGGAGUGGAUGAACUCAUCAUUACAGACUGAAGCAUCUGGACUUUCCUGUUCUCAGAUGUUCCCUUUUUUGUUUUAUUUGUCUCUAGUUUCUUGUAAUGUUGUAAAGAAAGAUAUUUUAAAAUAAGUAUUUUUGCAGUAUUUAUAUUUCUACAUGCCAAUAUGACACACUGAUGGUGUAUACCCAUUGUAUUCAUUUCUGUUUCUACAGAGAUGUAUUUAACAAUAUU